This is a messenger RNA of Bipolaris maydis ATCC 48331, 1134 nucleotides long. The record is from RefSeq and is a predicted model, not a curated record. Lineage: Eukaryota; Fungi; Ascomycota; Dothideomycetes; Pleosporales; Pleosporaceae.
AUGGCAAUCAGCAAUCAUGAUGCGAUGCGGAGAGCCAAGCGCGUGUGGGCUGCGUGUUGCGAGCUGGCGGGAGCGAGCGGGCCGCCAGCGAACUGUGAACUGGCCGAGGAGAGCCCCCUAUUGAACAUGACGCAGCCCCAGCUAGCGGGCAUGAGGAUGCUAAGAUUGGCCUCAUUUGCUGCCAUGGCGCGAUUGGGGGGGAUCCUAGCGGCGUGGAUGCUGGCGGUGCCCCGAUGCCGUGGUUGGGGGACGGGACUGGUGGUGGCGAGUAUUGUUUUGCACACGCACAGCACACAGCACACACGCACACACGCACACGCACACGCACACAGGCAAACGCACACAGACUGGCGCACACGGCAGUUGGGUGUGGCGAAACCACCCACGGCUCCGCUGCAGCGCCUCGCACCACCACCAGGGCAGGCUGCGCGCGCCUAUGUCGGCGGUGCGGGCAGCAGCACAGCGCAGCGCAGCGCAGAGCAGCGCAGAGCCUGUCCAUUGCGUGCGUCCCCACCGUCUGGCCGGCGAUGCAGCUUCAUGCUGGGUGUCGAGCAGUGCAGCGAUUGGCAUGCCAGGCUAACGGCCGGCCUGCAGGGUGUCGUCGCCCGCCAGCGCGAACGCGUCUCCUCCCAUAUUAUACCACCCCAUUUCCAGCCGAUCGCAGACGAGCGCACAAAGGGUCUUUUCUAUCCCUCGAUCGCCCUCCCUCUGCCCUCUGCGUUGUAUCUCCACCUCGUGUCGCGCCCACCUGGCCAGCCCGCCGUUGACACGCGCGCAUCCUGCCCUCGCUCCACCACGACACGCAGCGAAUCGCCCACGGACACGCCAACAACACCAGCCACGCCUUACCCACCCGCCUCCCGACACCCUCCUGUUCUCCUGUCUGCCCCCACCCCUCUGCAUCCUGCAUCCCCUCCACGCCUUGCAUGGACAAGUUGCACACGUCGCCCGCUGCUUACUGAGGUGCAAUUCCCGCUCCUCCAGGUCGCCGCCGCCGCCGCCAAGCUCCACACAACCCACCACGACGCCAUCGCGCAUCGCCCGCCAGCACCCGCCAGCACUCGACGCAUCCAUUCCACCGCGCCCGCCCGCCUGCAAAACCCGCCAGCCUUCCAGCCAUCGACUGAAGACUAG